Molecule: messenger RNA, 2483 nt
Organism: Rattus norvegicus (Norway rat)
Lineage: Eukaryota; Metazoa; Chordata; Mammalia; Rodentia; Muridae
Gene: Zfp120l2
Product: zinc finger protein 120 like 2
Exons: 4
Coding region: 143-2122 (659 amino acids)
Biological process (GO): negative regulation of transcription by RNA polymerase II; regulation of DNA-templated transcription; negative regulation of cell differentiation
Cellular component (GO): nucleoplasm; nucleus
Molecular function (GO): sequence-specific double-stranded DNA binding
Source: RefSeq, marked validated
GAAGAGAAGGCGGGCUUUUCCGGGUGCCUUGGUGUAGUAUUCGCUUAGUAGUUAAGCAGUCUUAAAUGGUCCUGGCUGCUGUGUUCUGUGUCCUGUGUUUGGAUUCUGUGAGGCAUAUUCAGGCAAGCUCCGAAGUUGCGACAUGGAUGCAUUGACCUAUGAUGAUGUACAUGUGAACUUCACCCGAGAAGAAUGGGCUUUGCUGGAUCCUUCACAGAAGAGUCUCUACAAAGAUGUGAUGCAGGAGACCUACAGGAACCUCAGUGCUAUAGGUUACAAUUGGGAAGACCAUACUAUUGAAGAACAUUGUCAAAGUUUCAGAAGGCAUGGAAGGCAUGAAAGAUGUCAUACUGGAGAGAAACCCUCUGAAAAUACUCAGUGUGGUAAAGCCUUUGCACAACGUAGUCAUCUCCAAAGACAUAAUAGGACACGUACUGGAGAGAAACUCUAUGAAAGUAAGCCACGUGAUAAAGCCUUUACAUACGAUUCUCAGCUUCAAAAUCUUGAAAGAAUUCAUACUGGAGAAAAACCCUACAAAUGUAAUCAAUGUGGUAAAGCCUUUGAACGUCAUUGUAAUCUUGGAAGGCAUAAACUAAUACAUACUGGAAGAAAAUCCUACAAAUGCAAUCAGUGUGGUAAAGCCUUUUCACAAAACAGUCAUCUCCAAACACAUAAUAGUACACAUUCUAGAGAGGAACUCUAUAAAUGUAAGCAAUGUGGUAAAUCCUUUACAUGCCGUAAUGAACUUCAAAGUCAUAAAAGGAUUCAUACUGGAGAGAAAUCCUAUGAAUGCAAUCAGUGUGGUAAAGCCUUUAAAUCUCAUCUUUAUCUCCAAGUACAUAAAAGAAUACAUACUGGAGAGAAGCCCUAUGUAUGUGAUCAAUGUGGUAAAGACUUUGUAGUUCAGAGAGAUCUUAAAAGACAUAAAAGAACACAUACUGGAGAGAAACCUUACAAAUGUGAUCAAUGUGGUAAAGCCUUUGCAUCUCAUCGUUAUCUCCAAGUACAUAAAAGAAUACAUACUCGAGAGAAGCUCUAUGAAUGUGAUCAAUGUGGUAAAGCCUUUGCACAACUCGGUCAUCUCCAAGUUCAUGGAAUAACACAUACUGGAGAGAAACCUUAUGAAUGUGAUCAAUGUGGUAAAGCCUUUGCAUCUCAUAGUUAUCUCCAAGUACAUAAAAGAAUACAUACUGGAGAGAAGCCCUAUGUAUGUGAUUGGUGUGGUAAAGCCUUUGCAUCUCAUAGUUAUCUGCAAGUACAUAAAAGAAUACAUACUGGAGAAAAUCUCCAUGAAUGUGAUCAAUGUGGUAAAGCCUUUGCAUCUCAUAGUUAUCUGCAAGUACAUAAAAGAAUACAUACUGGAGAGAAGCUCUAUGAAUGUGAUCAAUGUGGUAAAGCCUUUACAUCUCAUAGUUAUCUCCAAGUACAUAAGAGAAUACAUACUGGAGAGAAGCCCUAUGUAUGUGAUCAAUGUGGUAAAGACUUUGUAGUUCCGAGUGAGCUUAAAAGACAUAAAAGAACACAUACUGGAGAGAAACCUUACAAAUGUAAUGAAUGUGGUAAGGCCUUUGUAGGUCAGAAUGAUCUUAAAAAACAUAAAAGAAUACAUACUGGAGAGAAACCUUACAAAUGUAAUGAAUGUGGUAAAGCCUUUGUAUGGAUUGGUAAUCUCCGAACACAUAAAGUACUACAUACUGGAGAGAAACCUUACAAAUGUAAUGAAUGUGGUAAAGCCUUUGCAUGUAGCACUAGUCUCCGAACACAUAAAGCAAUACAUACUGGAGUGAAACCUUUCGAAUGUAAGCAAUGUGGUAAAGCCUUUGUAGGUCAGAAUGACCUUAAAAGGCAUGAAAGAAUUCAUACUGGAGAGAAACCUUACCAAUGUAAUGAAUGUGGUAAAGCCUUUGUAUUUGAUGCUAGUCUCCGAAAACAUAGAGCAAUACAUACUGGAGUGAAACCUUAUGAAUGUAAGCAAUGUGGUAAAGCCUUUGUAGGUCAGAAUGACCUUAAAAGGCAUGAAAGAAUUCAUACUGGAGAGAAACCUUACGAAUGUAAUGAAUGUGGUAAAGCCUUUUCACAAUCAAGCCAACUCCAACUACAUAAAAAAACACAUACAUACUAAAGAGUAACCCUAUGAAUGUAACCAAUGUAGUAAAGCCUUUAUUGUGAUAUUCAAAGGUAUGGUGGUUAAAAUAUACGUGGCCCAUGGCAAGUGGCAUUGUUAUGAGGUAUGGCCUUUUUGGAGUAGAUGUGGCCUUUGAGGAAGUAUGUCACUGUGUGUGUGUGUGUGGGCGGGGCUUUCAGACCCCAUGCUUAAACUCUACCCAGGGCAGAAGAGUCUUCUGGCUGCCUUCUGAUCAAGAUGUAGAACUCUCUCCAGCACCAUGUCUGCUUGGACACUGACAUUCCUUCCACCUUGAUAAUAGACUGAACCUCUGAAUCUGUAUACCUCCCCUCCCCCCAAUUAAAUGUCCUUUCUAAGA